Molecule: messenger RNA, 2918 nt
Organism: Cyprinus carpio (common carp)
Lineage: Eukaryota; Metazoa; Chordata; Actinopteri; Cypriniformes; Cyprinidae
Product: claudin-12-like
Exons: 3
Coding region: 393-1505 (370 amino acids)
Cellular component (GO): plasma membrane
Source: RefSeq, a predicted model, not a curated record
CGCGCAUGUGACGUCACGCCGCUCCCGCCUCAGUGAGUUUGUGCGCUCUCCCAAACACUACACGGCGAAACUGGACAGAAGAUCACCGAUUGCGUGAUAAAAUGACCGUUGUAUCACCAAAAGAGUCGUUUAAAGCUCACGAUUAAUCAGGUAUGUGUGCGAUAUGUUGGUCCUGAGAGCGUAACUGGGAUGAAACUAACUUAAAGCGCAACAGGUUGUAUCAUAAUGUUAGCCGUUAGCUGAGAUUAGCUUGUUAGCGCUCGAAUAUACUCUUUAAUGAUUCAAAACAAACCAUAAACCAAAAAUACAACUUCUAAGCUCGUGAAGACACAACAAAUGUAACUUUUAAAUAAGUCGCUUCUGAUAGACACAGCAAGAAAAUCCUUACAGAGAUGCGAUUGUCUGUCAUCUAUUGUUGUAAUGACAGCGCGCGCACAACUCUCCAUGUAAACAGUUCCAGUUUUCUCCUGCCUCCAGCCAUGUCUUGUCGUGAAGUUCACGCCACCAAUGCUUUCGCCUUCAUCAUCGCGAUGCUGUCAGUGGGCGGUCUGACCGUCGCCACGCUUAUUCCCCAGUGGAGAACCACCCGCCUGCUCACCUUCAACCGCAAUGCCAAAAACGUGACCGUGUACGACGGCCUGUGGACCAAGUGUGUGCUGCGAGAUGGUUCUUCAGGUUGCUAUUACUUUGAUGCAGACUGGUAUGCAAAAGUAGACCAGUUGGACCUCAGACUGCUGCAGUUCUGUUUACCUGCUGGUCUGCUGUUUUCCAGCUUGGCUCUUCUGCUUUGCCUCACUGGCAUGUGUAAAACUGCUUGCUGCUCCAAAACUCCUGAUGACAUCAAGAACUCCCGCUGCUUGGUCAACAGCUCAGGCUGCCAUCUAGUGGCUGGGAUGCUUCUGUUUCUAGGCGGGGCCAUUGCCAUGCCGCCCUCCGUCUGGUUCCUGUUCCAAACGCGUAACCUUAAUGAGCGCUACGAUAAUCUGUUUGCUGUUGAGUUUGGGGUGUAUGUGGCCAUUGGCAGUGCUGGUGGUCUUAUCUUAGCCGCACUGCUGAUGUUCAUGUGGUAUUGCAUGUGUAAAAAACUGCCUUCACCCUUCUGGCUACCUCUUCCUGAAGGUCCUGCAAUGACCAACAGCCUCUCUGCACAGCCCCUCAUGGUCAACGGCUUGCCUUCUCCCAUGACAUACGCACCCCAGAACUUCCCUCCGGCUGUUCUGGAUGCCCCCACUUUUGUCCCAGCUCAGGGUUACCCUCAACCUGCACCCACACAGCCUAUGCCGCCCCAUGUCUACAUGCCACAGAUGUCCAUACCUGAUGGUUACGGCUCAGAAGUGGGAGCCUCACAGGGCUAUAGUUACGCUCCCUCUCAAAGCUAUGCGCCUUCUCAGGGAUAUGUCCCAUCUCAAAGCUACACCCCCUCACAGAGGUAUGCUGGGCACCACUAUUCCACACGCUCCCGUACGUCCGGCAUUGAGAUUGACAUUCCUGUCCUUACAGACUGACAUUGUGUUAGUUGUUUCAAAUCAAACAGGUCAAACUGGUAUUCUGUUCCUAUAAAUUAGAAAUGGUAAAUUAGCAGUGGCAGUGAAUUUGAAGUGAACAAAAUGGUGAAAUUGAAAGAAACACCUUUUAUUCAAUUGAUGUAGCAGGUUCCUCUUAGUAAUAGCACUGAAAAUGGCCAAACAAUGGAAAAAUGGUCAUCAAACCAAUAAGUGGAAUUAGAAAAUUGUGCACCUCUCUCAAUGAGCUUUAUUCAUAAAACACAAGCAUAACACAUUUGUGUAAACUGUUCAUAAUUUCACUGAGUAUGUUGCAUUGAAUUCAGUGUGACAGGUUUAUGUAUUAUGUACACAGAAAUUCAUUCCGUUCAUGUUUCAUGACCUUAUGUCUUUAUUCUGCUUUUAAACCUGAACAGUAACACUGAACUUAAUGUUGAUGUUAAGCACUGUUUUAACCUGUUAGUGAAUAUUCCUGCUUAUAUCUAAAUGUGAUUAGUAAAUGCUAAAAAGAGACGCAACCUACACUCUGUUUUAUGACUGCUUACACUAUUCCUACUGUCAAUGCAUGACGUUUCAUAUUUGCCUUUUUAUGUUGCCUUAUUGUUGUAAUACCUGAACAUCACGUUUUUGUUUUGUUUUAUUAACUUUCUGAUGUUACAUAAUGUGAAGGAGAACUAAUUUUUACCUGCUGUUUAUUAUUAUUUUUGCAAUGGAAAAAAUUUUUAUUUCAGUUUUGUUGUCAGUUUAAAAACUGUCAUGAUGCUACAUGAACACUUGUGUAACAGAAUCAGUUUUUUUAAUAUGUUUAAGGGUUUGCACUUUUGGAAAAUAACCUUGUAGUCUGACUCGUUACUCAUCUCUGCCUGAUGCCUUUGAGCAGUUUAACUACUGUUAUCAAGACUGUACUUCCACUUUUUGAUUUAUGCUUUGUAAUGAGCCUUACAUGAGCAACAAACCAUGAAUGAAACACUACACUGCAUUCCACUCUCUUCUUUUAGUGCAGAUGUUUUUAUUGCAUUUUAAAGGUGUCACACCAGAGAAGUCAUUGCAGUGUAACUCAGAGCAUUUGAAUUACAUGCUGUAGUAGUAUGUUUGUUUACUGUUACAUAGUCACUUAAUCCAUUGCUAAAAAAUGAGAGAAAAACACUAAUGUCUUAAAAACAAAUAGUUCCUGUUACAUUGCCUAUGACAUAUUGCACAGAUGAAUUUCAUCUUGCCUGUUUCUACAAAGCUGUAUUGCAAAAUGUUUUUUUUUUAUGUAAUGUUUUUUUUCUUAUAUAUAUAUUUUUUACAUAACCUGUAUAGAGUACUAAUGUCUUGACUGCAAUUUAUUAAAUGAAAUCUGCUGUGAUUUGUUUAAAUAUAGAGCUGUCCCUUGGUUUCUGAAUUGCUUUCUUCAGGGAGAGUAGAGUUAUU